Molecule: messenger RNA, 2207 nt
Organism: Eucalyptus grandis
Lineage: Eukaryota; Viridiplantae; Streptophyta; Magnoliopsida; Myrtales; Myrtaceae
Product: pyrophosphate-energized vacuolar membrane proton pump 1-like
Exons: 8
Coding region: 1-2181 (726 amino acids)
Biological process (GO): proton transmembrane transport
Cellular component (GO): membrane
Molecular function (GO): diphosphate hydrolysis-driven proton transmembrane transporter activity; inorganic diphosphate phosphatase activity
Source: RefSeq, a predicted model, not a curated record
AUGGCAUUGCUCUCAGCUCUCAUGAUGGAGAUCGUGAUCCCCGUCUGCGCCGUCAUUGGGAUUGCGUUCUCCCUGAUGCAGUGGCGAUGUAGGUCGCGCUAUAGCGACAACGAAGAGGAAGACCCAACCCAGCGGAUAGCUGUUGAAGACAAGUAUGCUGAGAUAAAGAGUACCAUCUCUGAAGGUGUGAACUCCUUUCUGUUAACGGCGUACCUGUAUGCCGGAUUUUUCGUGGUUGCUUUUGCGAUUGUAAUCUUCCUCUUACUUGGCUCCGUUGAGAGCUUCAGCACCCAAAGCCGGCCUUGCAAGUUUGACCCUUCAAACACGUGCAAGCCUGGCCUUGUCGCUGCCGUUUUCAGUACAAUUUCAUUCCUACUUGGUGCUUUCACAUCAGUCUUCUUUGGUUCCCUUGGCACGAAAACUGCUAUAAAUGCUAACGCGAGGACUGCCUUGGAAAAGAGAAACAUCGCUGGAAGAACUUUCAGGUCUGCCGCAGUUGUGGGAUUUCUUCUUGCUGCCAUCGAUCUUCUCGUGCUCUAUCUUGCAAUCAUUUUGUUCAAGUUGUACUAUGGCAAUGACUGGGAAGGUCUUUUUGAGGCUAUUACCGGUUAUUUUCUGGGUGGAUCUUUCAUGGCUCUCUUUGGAAGAGCCAGUGGUGGAAUUUAUGCCAAGGCUGCUGAUGUUUGUGUUCAUCUGGUUAAAGAGAUUGAGCGAAAUAGCCCACAAACUGAUCGAAACCCAGCUGUGAUUACUAAUUAUGUUGGUGAUAUUGUUGGAGAUAUUGCUGGUAUGGGACCUGAUCUUUUUGGCUCUUACGCCGAAUCAUCCUGCGCCGCCCUUGUUCUUGCUUCCAUCUCUUCUUUCGGAAUGGAACACAAUUUCACUGCUAUGUGUUAUCCCCUGCUUAUCAGCUCUAUGGGUAUUCUCGUUUGCUUGAUCUCAACUUUCUGGUGGGAAAUCAGGCCUGCAUCGAAGAAGGAACAACUUAUUAUCGCCACAAUUCUAAUGACUAUCGGUAUUGCUAUUGUUAGCUGGAUUGCUUUGCCCUCAUCAUUCACAAUUUACAACAUUGGGUUGCCGAAAGUUGUGAAGAACUGGCAGCUGUCCUUGUGUGUUGGUGUUGGUCUUUGGGCAGGGCAAAUUAGUGGGUUUGUAAAUAAAUAUUACACCAACGAAGACUUUAGUUCCUGCACCUGUCUCCAAUAUGUUGCUGCCGACAAUUUCCGCAGCGGUCUCCAAGCCGCUCUCGAGAAUGUUAGUGUUGCCCUUGGCUCUGUCAGUAUCCCAUUUUUUGCCGCCGUUAGCAUUUUCGUGAGUUACCAUCUUGCUGCCACGUAUGGAAUUGCUGUGGCUGCCCUUGGGAUGCUAUGUACCGUUGCCACUCGAUUGGCCAUAGAUGCUUCCAGUCCCAUCAGCGACAAUGCCGAACGUAUUGCUAUGAUGGUUCGCAUUGAAGCCCCUGAAGCUGACGGCAAUACUACGGCUGCCAUUGGAAAGGGAUUUGCCAUUGAUUCAGCUGCCCUGGUGUCUAUCGCUCUGUUGGGUGCAUUUGUGAAUCGUCCAGCAAUGUCGUCUUCUGUUGAUGUUUUGACACCGAAGGUCAUCGUCGGUUUGAUCUUGGGCACCUCGCUUCCUUACUGUUUCUCUGCUAUGACCAUGAAAAGUGUGGGACGUGCGGGAUUCAAGAUGGCUCUUAAGGUCCGCGAGCAGUUGUUAGAGUUUGGGCCAGAGCACAUUGGGAUUCGAAGAAGACCUGACUAUGCUGCAUGCUUCGAAAUUUCAACUAAGGCAUCUUUCAGGGGGGUGAUUGGACCUACUGCCCUUGUCAUGUUUACACCACUUAUCAUUGGGACCGUCUUCGGUGUGGAGAUGUUGUCUGGUCUUUUGGCUGGCUCUCUCGGUUCCGUUGUUCAGAUUGCGAUAUCAGCAUCCAAGACUGAUGGAGCAUGGAGCCAAGCGAAAGAGGACAUUAAGGCUGGUGCUUUGGAGUAUGCCAAGACCCAUUGCUCAGAAGAACCGAUGCUUCUCAGAAUUGCUGUAGAAGGAAAGACCAUUGGCGGUCCAUGGAAGGACACUUCAGGCCCGCCACUCAACAUCCUCAUCCAGCUAAUGGCAGUGGAGUCGCUCGUGUUCGCUCCCUUCUUUGCUAGUCACGGUGGUCUGCUCUUCAAGUUUCUCUGAGGGAGGAAACAGACGACUUCCCUUCU